AUGUUGAUGUAUAUCAGAAACACGCACGUGGCCGCUCUGGCACUUGUUGCUCUUGCAUCGCAAGCAAGGGCCGACUGCACCCCUCAGCUGCCUACCGUUGACCUUGGAUACGCCGUACACCAGGCCACUUACAAUGAGUCGGGAGGGUUGUUCACCUUUUCCAACAUCCGCUACGCGACGGCGCCCCGGUUCGGAGCUCCCACCCCGGUCACCGUCGUGAAUCGCACAGUCAACGACGGUCAGACGCCGGGAAACUGCCCAAUGGGGAGCCCCCCAUGGCUCAGUCUUUCUCCCCAAUACCAGGCGGGACAGCUGUCUCUGGACGAAGUCAACGCGACUUUUGCCGGGAUCCGAGGCCUGAGCCCGUCUUCGGACCCGUCCUUGAUCAAGCAGUACCUCAACACCCCCAUCACGGUGCCCGCUUCCACCAUCACGGAAGACUGUUUAAACUUGGAUGUCGUGGUUCCGGAGAAGAUAUUUAAAAGCACGAACAAUUCUUCGGCUGGUGGCGAGAGACCGUAUGAGCCCACAGCUCUGACUGACUGCGACGCAGCCCCCGUCCUUGUGUGGAUUUACGGAGGCGGAUACACCGUCGGCGACAAGAACUAUUGCGGCAACCCGGCAACGCUCAUUGCAAAGUCCCAAGAAGACGGCUCGGACGGCAUUGUCUACGUCGCCUUGAACUACCGACUCGGCCUCUUCGGCUUCAUCUCCGGCACCGAGUACGAGGAGCAGGGCGGCGUCUCCAACAUUGGCCUCCGCGACCAGCGGUUCGCGCUGCAGUGGGUCCAGGAGAACAUCCAUCUCUUCGGGGGAGACCCGGACAACGUCACGGUCCUGGGAGAGUCCGCCGGCGCCGGUUCCAUCCUGCACCAGCUCACGGCCUACGGCUCGACCAGCGGCGCCCCCUUCCGGCGCGCCAUCCUCCAGUCUCCUGGCUUCGAGUUCAUCACCGGGAACGGCAGCAAGGCGGCGGGGAAGUAUGCCAGAGCGCUCGAGUGGGCGUCCUACUUCAGCAACUCGAGCGUCGGCACCCUCGACGACCUCAGGAAGCUGCCAUACGACGUGCUCGAUAAGGUCAACCAGGUCACCAUUUCGACCGCGUACUGGGGCGGGUUCGGCUGGGGCCCCACGGUCGACGGGGACUUCGUGCCGGACCUCCCCGGCCUUCUCCUAUCCCAGGGCAGAUUCGACUCGUCUGUGGCCGUGUUGGGCGCCCGGAACAGCGACGAGGGCUUCAUCUUCGCCUCGCCGCUCAUCGAGGACGAGGAGGACUACCUCUCGCUGCUUCUGACGCCUCUCCUCCCGGACGCGUCCGACGAGGUUGUCGACUACAUCACCACGCAGCUCUACCCGGCCGUGUACGACGGCACGCACCCCUGGACGACGCCCCUCGCGCGCGCGUCCGCGACCGUCGCGGACACGUGGUUCAUCUGCAACAACUACUUCCUCAACAAGGCGCUGGGCGGCGUCGCGUACAACUACCUCUUUGACGUGCCCCCCGGCCACCACGGCAACGACAUUGGCUACACGUUCUUCAACGGCGAGACGACCUACAACGGGCUGCCGGUGAACGCUUCCGUCGCGGACACGCUGCAGGCGUACCUGACGGCGUUCGCCAAGACGGGGAGCCCGAACCAGGAUGGUCUGCCGGAGGUGCCCCUCUAUGGGGAUGACGCGGCCGUCGUGUCUCUGUACAACAGGACGACUGUCGUUGACACCGCUGUAGCGGAGAGAUGUGACUGGUGGCAGAAGGCGUUUUUCAUAUAG
Colletotrichum higginsianum IMI 349063 is the source of this 1770-nucleotide messenger RNA. Its product is annotated as Carboxylic ester hydrolase. The coding region runs from base 1 to 1770 and encodes 589 amino acids. The transcript has 3 exons. Lineage: Eukaryota; Fungi; Ascomycota; Sordariomycetes; Glomerellales; Glomerellaceae. The record is from RefSeq and is a predicted model, not a curated record.